Molecule: messenger RNA, 720 nt
Organism: Wyeomyia smithii (pitcher-plant mosquito)
Lineage: Eukaryota; Metazoa; Arthropoda; Insecta; Diptera; Culicidae
Gene: NHP2
Product: H/ACA ribonucleoprotein complex subunit 2-like protein
Exons: 3
Coding region: 103-567 (154 amino acids)
Biological process (GO): snRNA pseudouridine synthesis; rRNA pseudouridine synthesis
Cellular component (GO): box H/ACA snoRNP complex
Molecular function (GO): box H/ACA snoRNA binding
Source: RefSeq, a predicted model, not a curated record
AUAUUGCUUUUAAUUACAAAACCAAAACCAAGUCAGCUAGGCAAAACACGUGCGGUUUUUUAUUUGAUAUAUUUAAAAAAAAAGUAUUUCAUUUUCCAAAUAAUGGGUAAAAUCAAGGUGGAAAAACCCGACAAUGAAAUGGAUGUUUCGAUCGUUAAAGAAGAGGAUACUUACGACGAUAAAUUGAGGAAUGCCAAUGCAAUUUCUCAACCAAUGGCAUCCAGGAAAUUAACGAAGAAGAUUCACAAGCUCAUCAAAGAGGCCUCGAAACACAAAACCUAUCUGCGCAACGGACUAAAAGACGUUCAAGUACGCCUUAGAAAAGGAGAAACCGGAUUAGUUAUCUUUGCUGGAGACGUAACUCCAGUAGAAAUAAUGUGCCACUUGCCAGCAGUGUGCGAAGAACGCAACAUUCCCUAUUGUUACACCCCAAGCCGUAAAGACUUAGGUGCAGCUAUGGGCGUAAAACGCGGUACGGUAGCCAUGCUAGUACGAGAGCAUCCAGAAUAUCAGGAAAUGUUUGAUAAACUAAAAGUAGAACUCACAGCUCUUCCGAUUCCUUCCUAAGCUUGGUAAGCAUUUCUCGCCUUUUAAUUCUCUACCCUUUGUUUUAUGAAGUACACCGACGUGUAUCCAUCGCGAUUAAGUUUAGUUUUUAGUAAGCUAAAGUCAAUAUAGAUUUAAACACGACUUCUAAAGAUGUGAGGUUGUAAAGUUUUA